GAAAAAAAAACAGCGAAUCUCUUCCUUGCUCACUGCUGCAUCCCAAUCCCACAAUGCUUUGCAUCGCUUGCUGCAGUCUUUCAGUACCAGCUUACGAAGGGAAAAAAAAAAGGAUACAAUGAAUAAAGAUUGAUGUUUCUGAUAUUUAGCAAAGGAUCUACAAAGUGAUCGAUGACCCAGAAUAUGUUUCCUCAUCCCCUAAAGAUGGAACAUCGCUGCCUCUCUUGAUUCUCCCUAUUUUUCCUCUUGUAUAUGUCUCCUGUGCGAGGGAUACAGCCUGCCUCUUUGAUGCAUGUCCAUGAGAAAUGGCUUUGAUGCUGUGACUUACUUUCCUUGCCUCUCCCUGCUCUUGCCUGGAUGCAACAGGAACAGUUAUGCUUUAUCUACUGGGAUUUUCUGCUGCUCACAUCUACAAUAGAAUCCCUGCUUUAGCUGGCUGCUGAUUGUUUUGUGCGUUGCUCGUCGACGAUGGUGUGCAAGGUGGAAGGGAACUUAACCCACAUGCCAGUGGUCUAGGAUGGCCAGUGAAGGCUCCAAUAUCCCUAGUCCUGUGGUGCGUCAGAUCGACAAACAGUUCCUAAUCUGCAGUAUAUGCCUCGACCGCUACAAAAAUCCCAAAGUUCUUCCCUGUCUGCACACUUUUUGUGAGAGGUGUUUGCAGAACUACAUUCCAGCUCACAGUUUGACCCUCUCUUGCCCAGUCUGUCGCCAGACUUCAAUUCUACCCGAGAAGGGUGUGUCUGCGCUACAGAACAACUUCUUCAUUACUAACCUGAUGGAUGUGCUGCAGAGGAGUCCGGAUAAUGGUAUUGAAGAUUCCUCCAUACUGGAGACAGUGAAUGCUGUUGCUGCUGGAAAACCUUUGUCAUGUCCCAACCAUGAUGGAAAUGUAAUGGAAUUUUACUGCCAGUCAUGUGAAACAGCUAUGUGCCAAGACUGUACUGGUGGGGAGCAUGCCGAGCACCCCACAGUCCCACUCAAAGACGUGGUGGAACAACAUAAGGCAGCGCUGCAGGCUCAGCUGGAUGCCGUCAAAAAAAGGUUACCAGAAAUAGACUCAGCCCUUCAGCUUGUGUCUGAAAUCAUCAAUCAGCUAGCUACACAAAAGUCAAGCAUCGUGGAUGAAAUCCAUUCAACCUUUGAGGACUUACAGAAAACACUAAAUGUGCGGAAGAGUGUCUUACUCAUGGAACUGGAAGUGAACUAUGGACUGAAACAUAAAGUCCUUCAGGCACAACUGGACACAUUAAUCGAAGGGCAGGAAAGUAUAAAAAGUUGUAGCACUUUUACAGCACAAGCACUCAACCAUGGGACAGAAACAGAGGUCUUGCUAGUGAAAAAACAGAUGAGCGACAAGCUGAAUGAGUUGGCUGAUGAAGAUUUUCCCUUACAUCCUCAUGAGAAUGACCAGUUGGACUUUAUAGUUGAAACCGAAGGACUCAAAAAAUCCAUACACAACCUUGGGACAAUACUUACUACAAAUGCCGUGGCUUCUGAGACAGUGGCCACAGGUGAAGGGUUAAGGCAGAGUGUGGUUGGUCAGCCUAUGUCUGUUACGAUUACCACAAAGGACAAAGACGGGGAACUAUGUAAAACUGGCAGUGCCUACAUUUCAGCUGGGCUGUGCACACCCGAUGGGAGCGUUACAGAUGGAGAAAUAUUAGAUAAUAAGAAUGGCACUUAUGAGUAUUUAUUUACUGUUCCAAAGGAGGGUGAUUUCACUCUUUCGCUAAGACUCUAUGAUCAACAUAUUAAAGGAAGUCCAUUUAAGCUGAAAGUAGUGAAGUCUGCAGAUGUUUCGCCUACCACAGAAGGUGUAAAAAGGAGGGUGAAAUCUCCAGGCAGUGGUCACGUCAAACAGAAAGCUGUGAAGAGGCCAGCAAGUAUGUAUAGCACAGGCAAAAGGAAAGAGAACCCCAUAGAAGAUGACUUAAUAUUCCGAGUUGGUACAAAAGGAAGAAACAAGGGAGAAUUUACCAAUCUCCAGGGUGUAGCUGCGUCAACUAAUGGAAAAAUCUUGAUUGCAGACAGUAACAACCAAUGUGUCCAGAUCUUUUCAAACGAUGGGCAGUUUAAAAGCCGCUUUGGCAUUCGAGGAAGGUCACCAGGCCAAUUACAGAGGCCAACAGGGGUUGCUGUGCACCCAAGUGGUGAUAUUAUCAUAGCAGAUUAUGACAACAAGUGGGUCAGCAUAUUCUCAUCUGAUGGCAAGUUUAAGACAAAAAUUGGAUCAGGAAAAUUGAUGGGUCCUAAAGGUGUUUCAGUAGAUCGCAAUGGACACAUCAUAGUGGUAGACAACAAAGCAUGCUGUGUGUUCAUCUUUCAGCCCAAUGGGAAAAUUGUUACCAGGUUUGGUACUCGAGGAAAUGGAGACAAGCAAUUUGCAGGGCCUCACUUUGCCGCUGUGAACAGCAACAAUGAAAUAAUUGUAACCGACUUCCAUAACCAUUCUGUCAAGGUAUUUAACCAAGAUGGCGAGUUCAUCUUGAAGUUUGGUUCAAAUGGAGAAGGUAAUGGACAGUUUAAUGCACCAACAGGAGUGGCUGUAGAUUCCAAUGGAAAUAUCAUUGUAGCAGACUGGGGAAACAGCAGAAUACAAGUUUUUGAUGGGAGUGGAUCAUUUUUAUCCUACAUCAAUACUUCUGCCGACCCACUCUAUGGGCCACAGGGACUUGCCCUGACAUCAGAUGGUCAUGUUGUUGUAGCAGACUCUGGAAACCAUUGUUUCAAGGUUUACCGGUACUUACAAUAACUGAACAGCCACAGUUUGUGGUAUUUUCUGCACUGGAUAUGAACCGACUUCAGGAUGGAUAGAAGCAUCUCACCUUUCAUCGGAAGAGAACUUCAAAUGACUUUCCUUUAUUUAAACUUCACUCAUCCAUGUUUACGUUUCAGCGAUGGCUCCUUUUGUGUGUCAAAUGUUUCAUCGCUACACAUUAGAAAAAACACCUUUUCAUUGUAAUAUAGGACACCGUUAUUGUGUUAGAGGAGGUCUUCAAAAACAAAUGUUUUGAAA
Messenger RNA from Nanorana parkeri, 3016 nucleotides. RefSeq names its product tripartite motif-containing protein 2. The transcript is spliced from 12 exons. Gene Ontology annotation, biological process: proteasome-mediated ubiquitin-dependent protein catabolic process; negative regulation of translation; protein polyubiquitination. NCBI's taxonomy places the organism in Eukaryota, Metazoa, Chordata, Amphibia, Anura, Dicroglossidae. Bases 518 to 2752 code for a protein of 744 amino acids. Gene Ontology annotation, molecular function: ubiquitin protein ligase activity; translation repressor activity; protein binding. The record is from RefSeq and is a predicted model, not a curated record.